Molecule: messenger RNA, 3461 nt
Organism: Chara braunii
Lineage: Eukaryota; Viridiplantae; Streptophyta; Charophyceae; Charales; Characeae
Source: the annotation of a GenBank genome assembly
GCAAUCAGUCAUUCCUCGGCCAGCGUUCAUAGGCGGCCAGUCGGUAUCCUGUUCCUCCCCGUCGUAGUCAUGGCAACAGGCAGUAAACGGCCACGAGGGGGGCAACUCCCUCCAUUUGUGCCAGUGCCUGGCCACAAGCAAGCAGAACUGAGGCGAACACAUGUGGUGUGGGAGUGGGCGGAAAGGGGGCAGGAAUGGGGGUUGACGAGCGGAGGCAACUUCCUCCUGCGCUGCCGACUGUGUGGGGAGGUGUUCACGGGUUCGAGGUCUAGAGCAGUGGAGCACUUCACGAAACCGAAGGCACACUGCCCCCGACGGAAUGGGGAGAUUUUGUAUAGACUGCAAGCGGCUGGUGCUUUGUUGAGGGAUGCAUUGUCACUCAGACUGGCUGCUGAGCACGCAGACAAGAUGGAUAGAGAGCUUGCCGCCGAGGACCUGCGGGAGUUGGACGAGCCAUCUGACCCGGUGCAGGAUUGUGCAGGAGGAGUUGGAGACAGUGAUCAUGGUGAGGGUGGUACACAGCAGGGGCAGGAUGUCGGGACUGUGACAGAUGAGUUGCGGGGCGUUGAAGGUUUAGGACAUGGUGGAGGGGAUGGAGGGGGAGCUCGGGUUACUCGCACGACGGCCACCACCUCCACACAGGUGGUGCUGAGGAGGAGACAGACGACCCUAGAUAUUCAUCUAAAGAGCAAGGUCCAACAGGAUCUUGAUCGUCUGUUGGCCCUUGCUAUCUAUCGAGGUGGAGUGACCUUCAACUGGUUGCGGUUGAAGGAGACGCAAGACUAUUGGAACUACAUAGUCACACUCCUGCGUCCUUCGAUCGUGCCGGUGCCACGGCUGCUGACAUACGAGGGAGUCCGCACAAGGAUGAUGGACAUCAUUUUCCACGAGGUAGCAACCCUCAUUGCACCUAAAAAGGCAAAGCGGGCUACCACAGGAUGCACGCUGCUCAUAGACGGGGCUACCGACACGACCAACAAGCCCAUCAUUUACUUCAUAGCAGCAGGACAGUCCGGACUCAUCCUCAUCCGGACCAUCGACAUGUCACAUCGGGAGAAGACUGGAGUCGGCCUGGCAGAGAUAUGGGAGGGAGUCAUCAGAGAUGACAUUGGCCUUGACAAAGUGAACGCCAUCUGUACCGACAACGCAGAAGUGAUGAAGACAGCAGCCGACAUCUUGCAGUCACACCCCGACCCGGCUAUGCAUCGCAUACCUUGGAUCUCGUGUGCAUCACAUUGCUUGAGCUUGCUGAUGAGGGAUAUUGCGUCGCAGCCUUGGGCGGCCACUGUCAUGAAGAAGGCGCACAAGUUAGUCAAGUUCACGCGCAACAAACAACGAUCCCUAGCACUUCACAAGGCCAUGAGGAACGCUCUAGUACUGAAGCGACCAGCGGAGACGCGUUUUGGGACAGCGUUCAUGAUGUUGGAGAGGCUAUAUGAGCAGAGGGCUGUGCUAGACAAGCUCGUGUUCCUCAAGGAUAUGGACAGGGAUGGGUCAUCACCCACAGGAUUGUGGGAUUUGGAGAGCAUAUUGCAGGGGAGGGUCAGGGGCCUUGGACUGACAGAGGAUGAGAGGAGGGCGAUCAUGGAUAUCAUAUCCGAUAGAUGCAGGAUGAUGCGUCAGCCUGCCCAUGCGGCUGCGUAUCUGUUGGAUCCUCGCCAUCGUGAUAUCUCGUUGCUGACGGACCGCAGCAGCCCAGUCGUGCAGAGUGCGCUAGACCACUUGGCUCGCUGUCAGGGUGCGGGUUGGGAGUCUGAUUCUGUGCAUAAGCUUUGGCAGGCAUUGUGGACUUUCCAUUGCGAGGACCCUCGCUAUUGGCCGAAGAGUGGAGCGCACUGGUGGAACGAGUUUGCGGUGAAGGACGAGGCGGAGGGGGGGAUGCAUGCAGCGAUGUGGUGGGAGCUUCACGGUGGUAAGGAGCCGAGACUGCAGACGAUUGCAAAGAGGGUUUUGGGUAUGUGGUCCACGGCCAGUCCUUGCGAGAGGAACUGGUCCACCCACGAUUUCAUCCACACGAAGAGGAGGAACCGCCUUUCUGCAGAGAGUGUCGAGAAGCUGGUUUUCAUUCACUGGAACUUGCAGCUCCUCAGUGCCAGCAGGAGGACGGAAAUGCGGUACAUUUAUGUGUGGGAGGACCAGGUGGAGGACCCCACGGAGGAGAUCAAUGGUGACGACAGUGUCCCCGCAGAGUUGCCAGAGGAGGAGUGGGAGGAGAUCGACAGGUGGAACAGGAGGAAGGAGGGCCGUAAUCGAUUUGGGAAGGGGAAGGCACCGAUGGAGGAUGAGGAUGAGGAUGAGGAGGGUGAUGAGGCCCUUUGGCAGGAUGCGGUGUGGAUGCACAGAGAGAUGAUGGAGGCGCAGCAGGAGCGGAGAGACGCAGGUCGUACGUUGCCUGAGGACCAGCAUGACUUAUUGGACGAGUGGGGUGGAGCGGACCCUCACACCGAUUUCGAUGCGUACAUCGGGCAGAGUGUGGAUACCGUGAGGAGUCCACGGGGGAGGGUUGGGGGUCGGCUAGAUUUGGAGGAGCUUUUGACCGGGGAUGGUGAGGCAAGCGGCACAGAGGUAGGGCAGGAGGAGGAGAGAGGUCAGCACAUUCCACAUUCGUCGAUUGCCGGAGAGGGAGGACAUACUGGGGGUGUUCCAGUUGAUGCACGUAGGUCGGCUCCUGCAGCACCCCAUCAUGCUGCUAAGAGGAUUCUGCGAGGGGCAGAGGAGGAGAUGAUUGGGAGGGAGGGUCAUCAUGCGGAUGAGAGGCUGGAGGACACACACCACGUGCGCCAGGUCGCUGAGCAGGUUGUACAUCGAGGCGGCGGUUCACAGAGCAUCACUCAGUCGGUUGUCCAGAGGGUCGUGCUACGUGGCGGGGAUGGUGAUGGACUAGUGGCGGGCGGAGGUGGAGAGCGUAGGGUCAGUGAUGUCAUUCGUCCUACAGUGGUUCAGACCUCGGAGCAGAGGAUUGGUUGUGCUUCCUCAGCGCACGUCAGCCAGAGGGUGGAUGACAGGGCGGACCCAUUACCAGCGUCUGUCGCAGAGCUUGGUGUGGAGCAGAGGGUGGAGGAGAGGGUAGAUGAGAUGGUGCAGGACAGGGCGGAACAGAGGGCUGACUAGAGGAUUGAACACCGGAGAGAGCGGAGGGAUGGACACAACUUGGAGGUUCAGGUGGACGUUACCAUGGACGAGAGCAUAGUUCGACGGAUGGAGGACAGGGGCAGCGAGAGGAGGGGUGUAGCAUCUACACGCGAGAGUAUGAUCCAGAGUGAGGAUGCUCAGGUUGCCACAAAAGGGGGGGGCGAGAGGGAGAGUGAUGUUAGACUGCCGACUGCCUCAUUCUAUGGGAUAAUGCCUAUGCCCACACGUGCCACCCCAUCACCCGAUGCAGCAAGUGUUCAUCUUCUCAGCAGAUCGACGACAGUUGGACGUCAUGGUGGUGGCACUUCAUCUCCCGCAGUGUCCCCUCG